CUCUUCUUAAUGACCCGGUGUUUGCAUCUGCUGUCUGGUUUUCUUUAGAGAAUUUACAAAAGCUUGUUUCUCUGAGGUUAUGUGCGCACACAGCAUUUAUUCUAGUUUGCGUGUUGGUGCAUAAUUCUCAUGCACUCCUCAUUUAUAAAUCAUAAGUGGGGCAGUAAGACUUCAAGUGAUUCUCUCACACACAUACAUAAUGCACUGCUCUGUGCAUGCACAAUAGCAGAGGAAAUUAGGUCAAAAUACUGGAUGAAAUGUAAGUCUUAUUAUGUACAACAUUCAGAUAUAUAUCACAGAACACGCGCACAUAUAUUUGAUUUUCAGCAGCAGCACCUAAAGCAUUGCAAUUUCCCUUUUAAAGCAUUGGAGAGACACUGUGUGCAAAACACACACUGGCAGAGCUACUGUAAAUGAGCAGAGCAGGGAUUGGUCAACAGCUCUGCCACUCAAACUGCAAAUACUCCCCGACUUCCUCUGUCCUCCUUUCCUGGUGCAGCCUGGGAGGAGGGAGGGGAAUGGAUCUUUUCUGUGUGAGUCGCCGGAGCUCCCUCAGCCUGCUCCUUACCACCUGUCCUUGACUUCCAGUGCUCAGACGAGACUGAAAGGAAGCUGUGCUGCACACUCCUCCCUCUGGCUCCUCUCUGUCUGUGUUUAUGUGAGCGGCUGCAUUAUUAUUAUUUCUUUAAUCUUUUCACUCUGUGUGCCUGUUUCUUUCUACCUGUGGUGCUUCAGUGGAGUGUCGAAGAGAGGAGCGUUUGUCCUCGGCCGGUGGAGCUCUGAUGGGAGGCAGUGCUGGCUCUGGCUGGGACUGGGGAUGCUGAACAGGGGGAGGGAGGGCCUGUUUGAGCUGGGACAGCAGCUCCAGCAGCAGGGGGAGUAUCAGGCCGCCCUCCACUGCUUCCUCAGCUGCCUGCUGGGACUGACCCAUGUGCAGAGCUUCACCUCUCUGCCCAACUGCCUACACCAGAUUGCAGAACUCUUCAUCGCUGAAAAGAAUUAUGAGAAGGCCCUCCAGUUCAUCCAGGCGGAGAAGAUGUUCUAUGAGGUGGCAUUGAUCGAGCUCACGGCUCUUCAGGGGAGCACAGGGCCUCAGGAGGAGGCUACGCUGGGCUCUGCGGGAUGGACGACCCCAGAGGAGCUCUCGGAGCAGGCCUCCCAGGCACAGCACCUCGAACGGCUGGCCCAGCUCUGCAUCAUGAGCAAACAACCUCAUCUUGCUCUAGAAUACAGUGGAAAGGCUGCAAAGAUCCACCAGAGGGCCUUCGGUAAUGACCAUCCCAUUACAGCCAGAAGCCUGGAGCUCAUGGCCACUGUCUAUGCUGAGAUCGGCAAGACUGAAUAUUCAGACUCCCUGGGUCAGUGUGUGUCUGCACUGUCCAAACGCUUCGCUGCUGCAGAGUCCAUCAGAGACACCGUCAACUGUAUUCCUCAUUCCCACCGGGAGAAACACUCAGAGGUCCGCCACAGAAAGGACACCCACCACCAACAGGAGGACGCACCGAAACCUAAGGUAACCAAUGGCAAAGUCCCCACCUCCAUUCUAAAGAGGCCAAGUCCUAACUACGGGUCAGACACAGAACCCAACCACAGACGGAAAGGUGAGCGGAGGGUUCGAUUCAGGGAACCAGAGACCACAGUACAUGCCUAUGAAACGACACCGUCCCGCCCCCACCUCGCCCUGUUCACUUGCCUCUUCCUGCUGAUGUCAUUCCUGGGCGUGGCCAUGUACUGCACAGACCGGCGGCGCCCACAGCGAGUGUGUGAGGAGCUGGAGGCCGCUCUGGCUGUCUACCUGCUGCAUAUGAAACAGCUUCUGUGGGGCUGCUGGAUAUGGCUGACCAUGCAGUGACUGAAACCAACCACAGGCAGCGACAUGGAGCCUCCUUUAAUUUUUUCAGACCCCUGUUUUUUCCUAUCUUUGAAGGAGCCCAGACCUACAAACACCUCAGCCUUUUGGCAAGGCUCUGUCCACUGUCUGUGGUGUUGAUCCACUCUCACAGUGACAAAGGGAAAAAUGUGUAAUCCCAGAAAUAUGUAGCUUCCAUGUCUGUAUGUACAUAUGUGCUAAGGUGGUGGGCACGCCACUCCUUCUUUAAGUUAUGAUUUUGCACAUCUGCAAUGUUAAUGCUCACAUAUACUGCUCACCUAAUCACCAUUCAGUUAAUGUCACAGUCUAUCAUAUGUGAGUGAAUGUUUCCAUGGAAUGCAAAUAUUUAUUUUGUUACAGUACAUGAUUUGUGUAUAUCGGAUAUUACACAGAACUGAAUGUGUAUAUAUGGUUCAAUAUACUAAGGACUAUCACAAUAUUCAGCCUUGUAAUUGCACAUAAAUGAAUGUAGAGAUGUUUGGAGACGGCUUUGAUUGGCACGGCGCACGUUGGAGAGGAGGACGGAAGCACAAAUGUGUGAACUGUUGGAUAAUGAUGCAGGGCUGCAUCACUUCACAGCACCAGGUUGAAUGACUAACAGAUGAAAAACACCUCUUUCUUUACCGACUGUCUGGUCUUCUGUACGACUGGCUGUCUUCAGCUGAUUCCCAUAGCUCCACUGAGGAGAAAAUCUGCAGCACAAUGUUAUAAAUUCUCCUUAUCUAUUGUCGAAGAGAAUAUACUCAAACUGAAUGAAUGCUAAUGCUUUUGA
Molecule: messenger RNA, 2642 nt
Organism: Centropristis striata (black sea bass)
Lineage: Eukaryota; Metazoa; Chordata; Actinopteri; Perciformes; Serranidae
Gene: c16h14orf180
Product: chromosome 16 C14orf180 homolog
Exons: 9
Coding region: 818-1852 (344 amino acids)
Biological process (GO): positive regulation of Golgi to plasma membrane protein transport
Cellular component (GO): plasma membrane; transport vesicle; trans-Golgi network
Molecular function (GO): connexin binding
Source: RefSeq, a predicted model, not a curated record